Messenger RNA from Trametes versicolor FP-101664 SS1, 2691 nucleotides. RefSeq lists its product as uncharacterized. Lineage: Eukaryota; Fungi; Basidiomycota; Agaricomycetes; Polyporales; Polyporaceae. The transcript is spliced from 4 exons. The record is from RefSeq and is a predicted model, not a curated record. The coding region runs from base 1 to 2691 and encodes 896 amino acids.
AUGGAGACGCCGACCCCGACGAGCUCGCAGAUCCCGCCCCACCCGCCCCUCACCCAGCCACCGCUGAACCAGGCAGCGCGUAGACCCCUUGUACCGCAACCAACCACGAUGAUGCCGUACGAGAAACACCGUCAACGUCCGAACGCCCAUCCCCAGCAACGCCAGCAUUCAUUUGCCCUGCACGCGCCGCCACUCACUCAAGCCCCGCGUAGAGAGCCGGAGGAAGGAGAACAAAAUGAGAGCGACGUCGACACCGAGCUAGGCGAAAGAAUCUCUGCGAUGAGACGCAAGCACGACAACCUCGUCCACCUUCCCCCGAGCUCGCCUCUACAAUCAAGAGAUAGCACGCCGACACCGCCGGAGCGCGGCUGGGAAGCUCCUGAAGGGGAGGACAGGGGAGCGCAGCAGACUCCGACUGGCGAGGACGAGGUGAACGCGGCGGGCGAGCGUUCGAGCGACAGCUCCGCCGCGAACGAGGACGCCUGGAGGCAGUUUGCCGAUGCGUCACCGCCGAGCAACAACAAGCACAGCGAGACGCGUGAACGCGAUCCGGCCUCUGAAGUCGAGUACGCUGCCGACCACCAACAGAACGGCGAGCUCUCGAAGGCGGCUCCACAGACGCAGCGGGUGCGCAAGAGGCAGCGCACCUCGUCGCCAGAGGACGAGGAACCCGCUGGAGCCCAUGAAAGAGACAAGGAGAUGCAAGACGCGCCGGGACCUGUUCCACCACCGAUGUCUGUGAACUUGGAGGCUCAGAACGGGCCCCAACAAGAGUGGCGUGCCGCGAACGAGCAACCAGAGGUCCCCCCGCCGUACCCGGCCCCCCAAGUCGCACACAUCGACCGCCAGACCAUCAUCGCAAUGCUCGUCAACAAAGCGCGUCUGCAAUACCGCGAAACGGUUGACACGCUGGCGCGUGAGCUGAACAUCAAGCUGGAAGUCGCUGAAGCCCUCAUCACAGCUGUCGACAUCCACAAGAUCCUCUACUCGGCGCCGCAGUUCACUGAGCCUCGUCCGCCCCCCACCGUAACCCACCCGCACGCAGCUGGUGAAGGAGACCGAGCUCGGGCGACCCGGACGACGAACGACGGCGGCAUGAUGAGGCCCUCGGCUGCAGAUCCGAUACCGCCGCGAUCGACAGCAAGGAAGAUGGACCACCACCCGAUACACCCCCCUCCCAGCGCGCUCAACGAUGUCUACUGGCAACAGAGCGGCGAGAUGCGGAGCAACGAGCCGACAAAGGACCCCCGAAUCAGACCAAGACCGCAGCCCACGAUCUCACGCAGGCACGAGCACAGCGAGCGCGACGACUCGGGCGACGAGGACGAGGGGGGGGACGAAGUCGGCAUGGAUGUCGACGCUCCGCAGGCACAGUAUCAGGCCUCGGCGACGUCGUACCGCCCACGCAUCCCAACGCAAGAAGCAACGGAGCUCUGCCCGCCUCGCACCGGGAAAGCAAGACAAGCGGCGGGCGACCAAACAAGGGCGCGGGCAUCGUCGCAUGCGCCGCACAACCCACCGCCGAUCGCCCGAAGGCGGACACUCGAGGACUACCGUCAAGCGAUCGAGGCGCUUGACCUAGCGCCGGCGCCGCACGACGGCUUCCCGAUGGUGCAGCCGCACACCUCGCUCGACCGCAUCAGAGGGAUGGUCGGCUCUGCGGCUCACGAGGAGUGGAAGAGAUGCGCACCGAACCGCCGCUGCAUUGUCAACGUACACGGCUUGAACCAAGGAUGUGCGACCACCACCUCGAAGACCCUCGAGAAGAUCUUCACGUCGGUGCUGGGGCACAGCGACUUCACCCUGCGCGCUGUCACCCUUGUCCAGGUACCAACCCUGUUUGCGUGGUUCCUGUCAGACGUCGAGGAACUCGGGCAGAUCGCGAUGGUCGAACAAUGCGGCUUCUCAAGGCCGGACAUCUCGUUCUGCGUCUACAAGGAGGACAUCGUCAUCCCAUGCUGCCUUGGCGGGUUCGACGGAUUCACUCAGAACAACGACAAGGGCGCGACUAGGGUCUUCCAGAAGGAAUUCCAAGUCCCGGCCAUGCGCACCGCCAUCGAGAAACUCGUCACCAAGAACAGCAAGUUCGACGAAUGGGACCCUCACGAUGUGGUCGACUACAUCAUCGACUCGAUCGAGGUCGAGCUCCGCCUGGCGCGCGAGGACGAUAAGUCGUCGCCGUUGGUGGCGUUCCUCUACAUCAAGUCCCCAACGCAACGCCCGAGCAAAUGGGACGAGUGGCGCGAGGGCAUCCACGACCACCUCUUCUCGGAGACCACUGGCCGGCGCAUCAAGCCGCAUGCGCUCGUCAGGUGUAGGGGCUGCCACGGCGGUGACCACACGACGCAGCAAUGCCCCUUCCGCGACGUCGACGACUGGAACACGAGCGAGACGACCACGCAGAGGCACGCGAAGCGGUCACACAACGCGCAGGCCGGCCCGUCGUCUCAACGGCAGAACGACACGGGUGGGAACCGUCGCACAAACGAGUACAGGCGCCGCAACGAGCACCAGCGGCGCAACUGGAGUGACCGCCGAGGCGAUGAGUACGAGUACGAGUACGACGAUGGCAACAACAACGGCGGCGGCUACAAGAAGCAGCACCGGGGCGGCGGCGGUGGUGGCGCGGGCGGACGGAACAAGAACCGCUCUCCUCCGCCCUCGAACAGGGGGUUCGCGCACCACCGGUAG